Molecule: messenger RNA, 1491 nt
Organism: Orbilia oligospora ATCC 24927
Lineage: Eukaryota; Fungi; Ascomycota; Orbiliomycetes; Orbiliales; Orbiliaceae
Exons: 5
Coding region: 1-1491 (496 amino acids)
Source: RefSeq, a predicted model, not a curated record
AUGCUGGAUUAUUUGAUAACCCCCGAAGAGUUACAGUCCUUAAAGUUCUAUCGCAAACGACGUUCGAUCCCGAAUAAAGAACAUCCCGGCGAUACGAAGAAAGACUCGAAGUACACCGCACCUUCAAGACGUGACGAUGAGCUUAAGGCAUCGAUAAGGCUUAGUGGCAGGGUCUUUGUCGUGGGAUCCAUUGUUCUCACAAUUGUUGAUAGACUUCGACUUAGGCUUCAUCGCUUAAGCAAACCUCGUUUUUGGAGCGGGCUAGGUGUAAGGAUCCCAUUGUCAUUAUCAAUAUUGCUACUUCUGCAUCGGUUUCUGCAUCAAGUCGUAGUUCGCCUUCAGGGAAAGCUGCGGCAGUCUCCGGGCGAGCCUUCACCCCAUAUUCUACGUUCUCUCAGAAAUACCUUACUUUCGCCAAUAACGCCAUCCACCGCGGCUGCCCUUUCCGGAGCGGCAUUAAUUUCUAUUCCAUCCAAGAAUGCGAGAUUGACGAUUUCAAUUUAUGUAUUUACAAAAACCGUGGAGUACCUAUCAAACGCGCUUCUUGUUUCGGACCGGGCGCCUUGGUGGUUUGGAAGCUGGACUCUCUUCCCAUUUGCCCUUGCCCAGCUGUUCCGGGGCCUCAUCGACGGAGAUGAGAGUAUCCCCUUUAUUUAUCGAAAGGCCUUGAUGAGUUUCCCUACGUCGUAUAUAGAUCACGUUCAAGGCCACGCAAUGGUCCCCCGGAUGGCUGACGUUGCUCGCCUUCAGUUCCCGACUUUCCAAUCAACAGUUGUGUUCCCUCGAAAGGAACUAGCGAGCGAUGGGAUGAAAGCCGUGUUCCGGGAAGCCCACCCCGCGAUCCGCCAUCUUUCAUGUGCCAUAUCGCAUCCAAAAUCAGUCUCCUGCGCCGGGGCAUGGGCUUUAUACUCUUUACGUCAGUUCCAGAAGAAUGCUAGAGCGUUUUCUGUUUUUUACUCUAUCUUGUUUUUGUCCAAUUUUAGGUCCUUUCGGGGAUCGAUAUUGACAGCUAUCUCUGGGCUCAUAUACAAGACGAUUCGGACUUCAAGUUUUACGACAUUUGCAGUAGCUACGUCUUGGUCCGCGCUUUGUCUUUGCCAGAGGGUGCUCCCAAGAAGGCUUCUUGGACCUCAGAUCUUUUAUGUCUCAGGUUUCCUUGGUGGAUUAACGGCUUUGGUUGACCGUACGCAAAGUCACAUUUUGUUCCUCGACGCAACUCGAAGCGCUCUUCUAUCAUGGUGUAGGACAAAGAGGCGGCCUGGAUAUUUACGGAGAAUACCGUCACCGGAAAUUCUUCUUUUUAUGGUGUCAAUUGCAACCCUCAACAUCCUAUAUGACCUCCAGCCGAAAUCGAUUACCAGUAAAGGGGCGAAGGAAUUAAUUGAGAUACUAAGGGGUCCACGCCGGCCAGCGGAGGGGGCUUCGAGGGUGUCACCAGCCCGUCAACCUUGUGCAAUAGCCAUAAACGAAAGGGAAUUGAAACCGGCUUAA